Messenger RNA from Ictalurus punctatus (channel catfish), 4674 nucleotides. It is a transcript of the gene pou2f2b, whose product is annotated as POU class 2 homeobox 2a. The transcript is spliced from 16 exons. Gene Ontology annotation, biological process: regulation of transcription by RNA polymerase II. The record is from RefSeq and is a predicted model, not a curated record. The coding region runs from base 1414 to 3162 and encodes 582 amino acids. NCBI's taxonomy places the organism in Eukaryota, Metazoa, Chordata, Actinopteri, Siluriformes, Ictaluridae. Gene Ontology annotation, cellular component: nucleus. Gene Ontology annotation, molecular function: RNA polymerase II cis-regulatory region sequence-specific DNA binding; DNA-binding transcription factor activity, RNA polymerase II-specific.
CAGCGCGGAGGCAGAGCGCGCGCGCAUUCGGGAGGGAGUCUGGUCGCGUGAGCCAUUGGGGUUCCCGCAUAACGGGAACAGACAACAAAACACGCAGGCGGACGGACCGGGAAAUAGGCAAGUGAUCUUCAACAACAACAACAAAACAACCCCAACAAACAGCCACAAAUCCAGCGACGAAACAAGUUUUUUUUUGUUUGUUUGUUUGUUUGUUUUUUUUUGUAAACAUUUCCAAGUGAUUUAUUUAUUUAUUUAUUUAAUCGCUUUUAUUUAUUUAUUUCUUUAUCGAUUGAUUGCGUUUUAAUUAGCGGAGUGUGACAGAGCGGCGGUGGGAGGGGCGAAGCGCCGGCGAGCACAUUAUGUUGCCUUAUUAUUGACGUUUAUAUAGAAAUAGAUUAGACUUUCUUUUUUUUCUUUUUUUUAAAAAAAACAAAACAAAACAAAACAAAACAAAAAAACAAUACCACUUAAUGUGGCGGAUUUCGACUAGAUCAGGCUGUGAGUGUGACUCUGAAUGUGGAAGCGACUGUGUAGCAUGUAGCUGUUGGAGAAAAGCAGAUCCAUAGCUAAAGACCAAAUAAACGAACCAAAAGAACAAAUGCACCAGAAUAAACCACAAUAAGCACUGUUUUAUUUAUUUUAUUAGGCCUAUAUUAUUUUGUUUGCUAGUGUCAGGACGUGAGCGCUUUUCUCGUAUUAGAAAUAAAUGCUGAGAUCUCCGGUUAUUAUCUGUUUUAUAUAUAGCCAAAGUAAAGGCACGAGGGGAGGGAGGGAAAGAAGCGGACCUGCGUGUUAAAUACACUGUCGAAUUUAUAAAUAAAUCGCCUGAUUCAAAAGAAAUUCUUUAAAAAAAAAAUUUUUUUAAAUUUAUUUAUUUAUUUUUUUUUGCAGUGAGAUUUGCAAACGCAUUACGCUGUAAACCGCAGCUGGGGUUCAGCAGGUGUAGCAUUGUAGCAUACCAGUGAAUGUUAUAGCAUCAGUGAAGAGAUCAGUGUGAGUGAGUGUAUAGCCUAUAGUCUGUCCGCCUGUGUGUGGGUUUGUGUCUGAGCUUUAUGCUUUUAUCUCUAGGCUUAUUACCCAGUUCAAAAAGUGAAUGUAUACAGAAUUAAAAUAAUGAUGAAAACGUGAUCGGUCAGCAUGCCAGUGAGCACCACGCCGAGUUCCUAUCACUGAUAAAACUUGGUGUACAAUGCCAAAGAGAUCCCGAACACAGCCAAAGCCGAACACGAGCGAGCACGAGGUGAAGACCUGCACAUCCGAUCUCAGCUGCGAAGAAGAGACCGGCGACUAGAAGCAGACUGUGCUGUAAUAACGCCAAAGCAAGCCAAAAAAAUUAAGAACAAUAAUUAAAAUACCAGCACCUAGGGGAAGAAAAGAAAGUCCAAAACAAAAGCCUGAAGACGAAGGAGGAUCAUGUUUGUCCCCUUGCCGCUGCCGUUCGUCUUGCCGAGAACUGCCUCCGAGCUCCGUGCCUGGCGCCUCAAGUCUCCGCCGGCUGCGCGCGCGCUCUCCGAUAUCAGAAUGUCAAAGCCAAUAGAGGUCGAAAACCCAGCGGCGGACUCUCCGAUGGAGAAUACAGGAGAUUCAGAGAGGAAUGGUUCAGACUCCAAUAAUCAGAUUCCGUCAAUGAAAAUCAGCCCCUUCUCACUCUCUCCAACACUAAGUGCCAGCAACAAGGCCAAGUUGGAGGAGUGUGGAGAGAUGUCUCCAGCUUCAGUUCAGGCCACGCCCACUCAAACACCACUCUCACACACACAGCUGAUGCUGACAGGAAGCCAGCUGGCAGGACUGACUGCUCUCUUGCCCGCUCAGCAGCAGUUGCUCCUCCAGCAAGCGCAGCUCCUGGCCGCAGCCGUGCAGCAGUCGCAGGCAGCUCACGCUGCCAAUCAGCAGCAAACGCAACAGCAGCAGCAACAGCAGCAGGCCAAUCAGCAGGCGGCUCUGCCCCAGCUGCAUGGCCAAUCAAAGGGUGCUCAGGAGCAAAAUGCUCCUGUCCUACCCCCUCCUCACCAGCUUACCCUAUCUCAACCAAUCCAGCUCACUGCCCAGGACAUCCAGCAAUUGUUGCAGCUGCAGCAGUUGGUCCUCGUCCCAGGGCAUCCUUUGUCCUCGCCCGCACAGUUCCUUUUGCCACAGGCACAGCAAGGGCAGCAAGGGCUGCUACAGACACCAAAUUUGAUUCCACUACCUCAGCAAAACCAGGGGGGUCUUCUCAGUGCUCCUCCUGCACUUGGUCUUCAAGCACAGCAGAGAGAAAAGGUCAUGGAGAGCAGUGUCAGUACGGUGACCCCCGUGACCUCUCAUGCCGAGGAGCCAAGUGACCUGGAAGAGCUCGAACAGUUUGCCCGCACCUUUAAACAGAGAAGAAUCAAACUUGGAUUCACACAGGGUGAUGUGGGACUGGCUAUGGGCAAGCUGUAUGGUAAUGAUUUCAGUCAGACCACCAUCUCCCGCUUUGAGGCCCUCAAUCUCAGCUUUAAGAACAUGUGCAAACUCAAACCUCUCCUGGAGAAAUGGCUCACCGAUGCCGAGACCAUGUCGAUGGACAGUACCUUGCCAAGUCCCAGCUCUCUGUCCUCACCAUCUCUGGGCUUUGAGGGCCUGCCUGCCCGCCGCCGCAAGAAACGCACCAGCAUCGAGACCAACGUGCGCGUGGCUUUGGAGCGCAGCUUCAGCACGAACCAGAAGCCUACCUCAGAGGAGAUUCUACUCAUCGCUGAGCAGCUCAACAUGGAGAAGGAGGUGAUCCGCGUCUGGUUCUGCAACCGUCGACAGAAAGAGAAACGUAUUAACCCCUCCAGCGCCACCCCUCCCCUGCCCAGCCAACCCCAGCCUGCCUCACACAAACCCCCCUGCUACAGCCCGCACAUGAUGCAAGGUCAGGGACCGUCCCAACCCGUUACCAGUCUCAGCACAGCAGCAACAACAAUGUCCUCGGUCUGUCCUUUGACCCCCACUGGUCCUUCCUCAAGCUCCACCCCUUCACCUGUGACUCCGUCUCCUCGCAGUGACGCCAGCCCUGUUCCGGCCACUCACACAUUAAAUCUGAACACAGGUUCGUGGCGUCACAAGAACGGUGACGUGUCUAACUACAUCACCGAUUUUGCUGCAAAUCUGAGCUCUGGUAGCCAGUGGUGGUCAAACCACCAUUUCCAGUCUUGAAGGUGGCAGCAAGGUGCUGAUUGGUGGUUCUGGAGGACAAAGGUCAGGACUCCCUUCUUCCCUCUUCCUUAACCACCCUUCUCUGUUGCCCAUGGCAGCGGGCACAGCUCUGGGAUUGGGCAACUCGCUCGUUUCCAAAUCCGGCAGGCCUCUAUUCCCGGACGGCAUGAGUCCCUCCCCCUGCUCGAGCCCUGACUCUUCCUGCUCUUCCAGCGACUUGCUACACAGCCCACACGAUCUGGGGAGUGGCCAAGAUUGAGCGACACUUCAAGGAAACCAAUCACAGGACCAGGAGGAGGAACUGAAACCUCCCAUCACAACCAAAGCAUCUCUGUCUCUCUUUCCUCCUUCGUCUUUUGUCUUUCACUCUUUCUCUCUUGCUCUCUCCCGCUCUCCUGAUGCCAAAAAUACACAAAGUGGAAGAGGGGAGAGAUGAAGAGACAGAGGUGAAGACGAGACGACGUGAAGAGGAGAGAUUUACAUGUAAACCAAAAAUUCAUCUGGAGGUUUAGUGGCACGCGGUCGACUGAGCGCAGCCACUUCUCCACCGUUGUUUUUUUUUUGUUUGUUUGUUUUGUUUUUUUUCCCCGCUCUCUCUUUCUCUCUCUCUCUCUGUUGUUCUGGAGAGUGUAAAGAAAUAAAAGAAGGGACAAUAGACAUUGGUUUAAGAACUGCAGGAACCAGAGGAAAGAGCUGAUUAAUGAUCGUUGAGCCAAAAAUAGCGAAACUAAAAACAUUUAUUUGUUGCAGAACAGCAGUCGGACUUCAGCUCUGACCAGUCUGGAGAACUUUAAACCAAAAAAAAAAAAAAAAAAAAAAAAAAAAUACCCACAGAGGUGAACUUUAAAAGACUCACAGUGACAAAAAGACAACCAUACCAAAAACCCAUAUACCAAAAAAUAACCAAAACCAAAAAUACGGAAGGAAAAGCUUUAUCCCGUGGACCUGUAAAUAGUCCAGUGUCCAGCACCAGACCCACACCAACGAUCCAGCAACCUCCCGCGCCAUCAUUUCAUCCGACAUUCUCCCAUUUUGUCUGUUAAUAUAUCAGUAUUUUUUUUUUUUCUUAACUCGUCAUUGUUUUUUAACUAGUGAAGCGGUGAAUCUCCAAGUAUUAGCUGUGUAUUGCUGUGCAACAGUGAAUGAGCAAAGCUCAGAAGUGUCCAUGUUUUUUUGACUAGAAGUCUAGGUAUGUACAAAUCUCUCCCGCUUUCUACCUCUUUAUCAGGUUUUCUUCUGUCUAGCUUUAGUUCCCAUUACCGUUCGGAAAUAUCCGUAUUUAAGUAGGCAUUCGUUUUGUUGUUUAACCGUCAUCACUGUCAUGUCAUCAUUUCAGCCUCAUGUCUAAUCACACAUGUUAGCCACCCAGGGGUGUGUUUGAGAAUGUCAUGCCGUGAAAAUCGGAUGUAUUUAAUACAAGGUCAGCUGGUGUUUCUGCAUGUUUGACGUCUCUGUGUCUCACACGUUCAUGUUCAUUCUGUCUUAUCUCCAUUAAAAACACUUUGAAUCCAU